AAUAUCAAUAGCUGCUUAGUGUUCUCGACGGUGUGGGCGAACUGCGCAUGCGCAUGACCGAGCUCUCGGACGCAAAGUCGGCCUGAUCCAAAGGGUCCACACAUCAAAAAUCGAAAAUAAGAGAGUCAUGUCGGGAUUUCUGGACGGUGUUCGGUGCGGAGACUGCGACUGCAAUGUGGACUGGGGUGAAAAAAGAAACACUGUCGCAUCGAUAGCUGCUGGUGUUCUGUUCUUCACAGGUUGGUGGAUCAUCAUUGAUGCAGCAGUCAAGUAUCCAGCUGAUGAGGAGUUUUCUCAUUCUUAUCACACAUGUGGAGUCAUUGCUACAGUGGCUUUUCUGAUGAUAAACGCUGUGUCAAAUGGCCAGGUCAGGGGUGACAGCUACAGUGAAGGCUGCAUGGGGCAGACAGGCUCUCGCGUGUGGCUCUUUAUUGGCUUCAUGCUGUCUUUUGGAUCCCUCAUUGCAUCUAUGUGGAUCCUGUUUGGAGGUUUUGUAGUGCCUCAGAGUCCUAUCGUCUACCCUGGGAUUGCCGUGUUUUUCCAGAACGCGUUCAUUUUCUUUGCGUCCCUGGUGUUCAAGUUUGGACGUACAGAGGAUCUGUGGCAAUAACUGACUCCAAGUGUGUCUGUUUGUCAUUGUUAUACACUGCUUACUUUAUUAUUUUGAGACAGUAUGCUUCAGGCUUCAGUGGUUACUACUCAUCAAUUUGUAUGUAGCCUUUGUAGCGUUCAGGAUUGACUUUUUUUAAUUUAUAUUUGUGUUGCUGUUUUAAAAGGCUAAAUCAUAACCAAGCACAAAUCAAAAACUCAUCGACUGUUUUGAACUGUGGGACAUUUUAAAAUGUGUGUCUGCCCCCGUGCAGCUGUGAAGAUGGUAUAUUAUUACUUUUGUGUAUAAGGUCCAAUUAAGCCCUCUGUGGGUAUGCUUACGCUCUCCCGUCAUUUUUUUCACAGUAACCCAUCAGCAGUGAUAAAAACACAUUUUGUGAUUAUGUCAAAUAACUAAGGGAAUGACCAUGAAAUACAUUCUGACAAAACUUGCCAUGUGAGAUGAUAUCUUUAUGAAAUAACAGUGAGCUCGGAAUCUUGUCAUGCUGAUUUAUUGUAAAAUGCUUUUGGUCUUGCGGAUCCAAAUUGAGGUCAACAUUUUUCACAACUGUCUGGUAGAUUUACUUAAUAUGUGCAUCCAUUUCUUACGUUUGUACAAGGGGGUCAGUUUCUGGCUACCAUAGCUAAAUUAAACAGAAUCAUCCUGA
Messenger RNA from Syngnathus acus (greater pipefish), 1256 nucleotides. RefSeq names its product transmembrane protein 50A (gene tmem50a). The transcript is spliced from 7 exons. Gene Ontology annotation, biological process: late endosome to vacuole transport via multivesicular body sorting pathway; protein targeting to vacuole. The coding region runs from base 128 to 610 and encodes 160 amino acids. NCBI's taxonomy places the organism in Eukaryota, Metazoa, Chordata, Actinopteri, Syngnathiformes, Syngnathidae. The record is from RefSeq and is a predicted model, not a curated record.